This is a messenger RNA of Drosophila suzukii, 748 nucleotides long. Lineage: Eukaryota; Metazoa; Arthropoda; Insecta; Diptera; Drosophilidae. The record is from RefSeq and is a predicted model, not a curated record.
AAAUGAAAUGAAAAUCAGUUGAAAACGAGAUAACAAACUGAAAAGCCGACGUAGCGGGUGCUGUCUCGCCGAUUUAAAAUUUGCACUAGCAAAAAUCCAAAUAAAUUAGCAGAGUGCCAGUGAAGUGUGUGAGCGUGAGUGCAAAGCGUUGAAACAUAUUCGACCCAAAAUCAUUAUUCCAAUAGCUGAAAAACAGUGCAAAGUGCAAAGCAAAAGUAAAAGGACUAGCCCAAAGAUACACACACACAGAGGGAAAAAUACCGACAGAUCUGAAGAGGUCCUUUGAGUUUUCCCGUGAGUGCAACAAAUACAGGCACGGUACACACAGAUACACAGAUAUCAGCCACACACACACACACACCACUCGUUCGUACUUUCAAUAUGGCGGAUGUCCUGGAGAAAAGCUCCCUGCUGGAUGCUGUGCCACCACUAGGCGAACCCUUCCACCCACCGCUGCCCCACCAGCAGCUGCAACAGGAAGCAGCAGCAAAUGCCGCACCACCAGCAGCACCACAGCAACAACAACAGCAACCACCACCACCAUCGCAUCAGCAACCACAACAACAACAGAAGCCUGCAACUGCGAGGGCUAAUCAGGAUCAAAAAGGUGAGGGGGGUCCCUAAUGCACUGAAAGAUAAUAGAUACGUUGGGAUAAUAUUUGUUAUGAUUUUUCGAAUCGAUUUCAAUACAAAAAUGUUGUCAAAUUAUUACAUUUUACGAUUAUACAUAGAAUAAAAAUACUUAAAC